Molecule: messenger RNA, 2076 nt
Organism: Diachasma alloeum
Lineage: Eukaryota; Metazoa; Arthropoda; Insecta; Hymenoptera; Braconidae
Gene: Ir21a
Product: ionotropic receptor 21a
Exons: 8
Coding region: 1-2076 (691 amino acids)
Cellular component (GO): membrane
Molecular function (GO): ligand-gated monoatomic ion channel activity
Source: RefSeq, a predicted model, not a curated record
AUGAGGGUCGCGAAUUACAUUUUCAUAAUUUUAUUAAUUUUCACCAGAUUAGAGAUCAUAGGGUCUCACACCGCACACAUGAGAAGAUCCAUGAAAGUCGAUCUAAGAACAGACAGUUUAGAUCGUCUACUCAGUUACAUUCUCAAAGAGUAUUUUGGUGGUUGCGUUAUAAUAAUAAUUUACGAUGACAAGACCAUCGAGCAGCAGCCUGGUUUGCUCCAGGGCUUAUACACCAGUUUCCCUUUCGCCUCCUUCAUCCAGAAAAGCACAAAUACAUCGUUGGGCCAGGUGCCCAUUAUCUUCAAGGACAAGUGUUAUAAUUACAUGAUCUUUCUGGAUGAUGUCUACUAUAUCGAAAAUGUUAUUGAAGAGGAAACAGUAAAUAAAGUUCUACUCAUAACAGAAUCAACGCCUUGGACAGUCAAAGAGUUUCUCAAAAGUUUUAUAUCCAGAUCCUACACAAAUUUGGUUAUCAUCACUCAUAGUAUGAGUAGAAGAACUGAGGAAGGAUCAUUCCUCCUAUAUACUCAUAGACUGUAUACGGAUGGAAGUGGUUCGAGUAAACCAGUUCUUUUAACAUCUUGGAUAAAGGACCACAUGACACACAAGAAUAUUGAUUUAUUCCCAGAGAAGCUCAGUGGAGGCUUCAGGGGCCACCGGCUAUUAAUAUCCACCGCCCACAAGCCACCCUUCGCAAUCAGAACGGAUCGGAUUAGCCUUGGUCAGAUCGGUUGGGAUGGAAUUGACAUCAGAAUGAUAAGGCUCUUGGGAAAAGUACUUAACUUCACAGCUGAUUUUAGGGAUCCCACAGCUUCAACAAGCCCUACGUACGCUGCACUAAUGGAUGUGGAGAAACGUGAGACGACACUAGCCAUCGGUGGCAUUUACCGCACAAAUAAUGUGACCACGAGAUUCGACAGUUCAUUCUCCCACAUGGAGGAUUGUGCGGCCUUCAUAUCAGAGGCAUCCUUGGCCCUGCCGAAGUACCGCGCCAUAAUGGGACCCUUCCAAGGAGCCGUCUGGGCCCUGGUAGUCAUUGCUUAUGUCAUUGCCGUUAUUCCACUCGCUACCAACACAAAUUACAGCAUAUUAUCUCUGGUUACUCAUCCCUCGAGAUUCAUGCACAUGUUUUGGUAUGUCUUCAGUACAUUUACCAAUAGUUUCGUCGUUAAGAAUCCACUUUUGGAUACUGGAAUUGCCAAGAAUUCAACGUCACUUUUAAUUGGCAUUUAUUGGGUGUUUACGAUCAUCAUCACGUCGUGCUACACUGGUUCGAUAAUGGCGUUCAUCACAGUACCCGUGUUUCCGGAACCGAUUGAUACAGCUGAACAAUUGCUUAAGAAGAAUUAUGACAUAGGAACUCUGGAUCAUGAUGGAUGGGAGGUUUGGUUCAACUGGACGAAAAUCGAUGAGCCAGUGGCAAAAAAAUUACUGAAGAAUCUGCAGUACGUUUCAACAGUCAAAGCCGGAAUUGGAAACAUCACUCAGGCAUUCUUCUGGUCCUACGCAUUUAUUGGCUCUAAAAUUCUUCUUGAAUACAUCGUUCAAGAGCAGUUCACACCCAGUUGGGCCACGAUGAGAUCACCAAUGCACAUAAGUAAAGAAUGUCUCUUAAAUUUCGGUGUAACUUUCGUACUUCCGAAGAACUCGAUUUACACCGAAGAAUUCAAUAAGGUUAUUAUCCGAGCACGACAAUCCGGUCUCGCUCAAAAGAUCAUCAGAGACGUUAAAUGGGAUGUUCAGAGAACAGCUGAGGGUUUAUUACUCCCGGUAUCGGAGGAGUAUAAAAGACGGAAAAUCCCAGUGCAGGAUCGAUCAUUGGCUCUCGAUGACACACAAGGAAUGUUUCUCAUUCUCGGCGCCGGAACUUUACUCGCAUUUUUGACUCUCUCAAUAGAGUGUUGCGUUCAUUUGUGGAAGAAGCGGUAUUCAAACGAUGUAGGACAUACAAUGGAUGGAUCCACGGUAGUGUCAGAAACUAUUACACCGAAGAUGAAUCAUUUCAGAGGUCUUGAUAUGUGGGCACCUGACGGAUCGACGUCAAAGCGUCGAAGAUUUAGUAUAAGUAGCAUUUAG